ACAAAAACGAUACCAUCACCAGCAACAACUCAAACAUGUCUCCCGCCAAAAGACUAUUAACAACCCUCCUCCUUCCGAGGCUCUCAACGGGCACUCCCAUAUCCAGAAGGAAAAUCGCAACCAUCCCGACGCACCUCCACGCCCCACCCUUCUUCUGCACUCCACCGCGACAACAACCACCGCUAUCGGUAUCGAAGAGAUACUCCACCGCCCAAUCACCAAACACAAAGCUCUACGAUUAUGAAGCCAUCAAAUCCCUGACAAAAACCUACCCACGAACAUGUGCCCUGAUCGACGUCCGCGAGCCCGCGGAAUUCGCUGCGGGCGCUAUACCCAUGGCAGUUAAUAUCCCCAUCGCGUCAUCGCCCGACGCGCUCACGCUGUCGCCGGAGGAGUUCGAGGAUCGGUUUGGCUUUGCGAAGCCGGAGUUGGAGAAGGAGGUUGUGUUUUAUUGUAAAGCUGGGAUCAGGAGUUCUGCUGCGGCGCAGGUUGCGGUUGGAGUUGGAUAUCGGCGGGUUGGAGAGUAUAGGGGGAGUUGGGUUGAUUGGGAGAAGAGGGAGAGGGGGGAUUGAGGAAUUGGGCAGGUUGGGUUUCCGGGGAAAGGGAGCGCGGUUGUUAGGUGUGGGAUUGGUUGGGGGUGGGAUGAAAAUGUCUGGUUUGGAUCAUU
Tuber melanosporum (Perigord truffle) is the source of this 667-nucleotide messenger RNA. RefSeq lists its product as uncharacterized. Lineage: Eukaryota; Fungi; Ascomycota; Pezizomycetes; Pezizales; Tuberaceae. Gene Ontology annotation, molecular function: thiosulfate-cyanide sulfurtransferase activity. The record is from RefSeq and is a predicted model, not a curated record. Bases 36 to 572 code for a protein of 178 amino acids. Gene Ontology annotation, cellular component: mitochondrion. The transcript has 2 exons.